UGCUGGUGGUCGAGGAGGGCGGGCUGAACCCUCCUCGCCCACCAGUUGCGCGCGGGAAACGCAAACAUGCCGACCAGUUGUUGUGCGCUGAAUUGUACUAACCGGAAGGAUAAAGGCAGUAGAAAGAAGUUUUUUAGAAUCCCUGCGGAACCAGGACGAAGGGCUGCAUGGCUUAGAGCCUUAAAAAGGUCAGAUUUUGAGCAGGGAAAGAAAAACCCGACCGCGGCGUGGACACCACGAGGCCACGAGAGAGUGUGCAGCGACCAUUUCAUCUCAGAUGAAGAAAUGAUCGCUGACCCUCCUCCUGAAAGUGUAGAGACUCUGAGAGACCCCCUUCCUGAAAGUGUAGAGACUCUGAGAGAACAGCUCACAAAAGUACAAGAGGAGACAUGUAAGUUGGAACAGUUUUGCGAGUCCCUUCAAAGUGAAGCUGACAACCUUAGGGAAGAACGUGAUCACCUUCAAGAACAAAUCAAGAAAUCAUCAACAUCAGCCUCCAAUCUCACAGAUGCAAAAUGCAAGCUCUUCACUGGAAUACCUACUGUUGCACUGUUUAUGUUUGUGUUUAGACUUGUUAGUGAUUUCAUUGCUCCUCUAAAGUCCAUGUGUCAGCAGGAUCAAAUACUCAUGACUCUCAUGAAGUUGAGACUAGGCCUCAAAAAUGCUGAUCUAGCUUUGAGAUUUAGUGUUUCUGCCUCCACAGUUUCAAAAGUCAUAAACCGUUGUAUUCCAAUCUUAGCUGUCCGACUAAAGUUCCUGAUUCAUUGGCCGUCCAAGGAAACCGUAAAGCGCAAUCUUCCCAAAAAAUUUCGGAAAAAAAAAUACUCAAACUGUAGAGUCAUCAUUGAUUGCUCAGAGAUUUUCACUGAGAGGCCAUACAAUUUAAAGACCCGAGCAAAGACCUGGAGUAACUACAAACACCAUCAUACGUUCAAAUUUCUGGUAGGUAUUACACCUUAUGGAGCAGUGUCAUUUCUGUCCAGUUCCUGGGGUGGAAGAAUUUCUGAUAAAGACAUUACGCUAAAAAGUCGUUUCUAUAACAAAGUGGAAUAUGGUGAUAUGAUUAUGGCAGAUCGGGGAUUCACCAUUUCUGAGGAACUUGCCUUGAAAGGAGCAACACUAGUUAUGCCACCAUUUACCACAGGAAGGCCACAACUCCCGGGGCGUAUCGUCCAAGAUGCCAGACAGAUAUCAGCUCUAAGAAUUCAUGUAGAACGUGCAAUUGAAAGAAUCAAGAACUUCCAAAUUCUCAGCCAAAUCUGUCCAUUAACAUUUGCCCCUCUACUCAGUGACAGUGUUGUUAUCUGUGCGGCUCUUACAAACUUACUUCCAAAGCUAAUCAAGUAAUUUUUAAUGGCAAUGUUGUCUGCACGAGCUGGCCUUUUCUGUAUAUCAAAAUACUGAGAUUGAAGGUAAAAUGUUAAAGGGACACAAAACAAAUUUUUGGGAAGCCCACUACAAUAUAAUAAGUAUACCACAAAGUACAAUUCUUACUUGUUUUACAUUAGUUUUUUAAAACAUGACAUAAAACUGUAAAAUGCCUUCUAUUGUUAUACUAGUAUUUUUAGUAUUUCAAACUGUCCAGUAGGAUUUAGCAUUGACAACUGGGACAGAACCAAUGGCCCCUUGGUUUUCUCUUGAUGCCAACACAUUUGUAAUGGAACCAUUCUGACUCACAUUCAUUGUUAUCACACUUUACCAUCCUACCAUAUGCUGGUUUCUGACAAGAACAGUAACGUUUGUUUGGGUCAUCAUCUUCCUGGAAAGUCACAUCUA
Messenger RNA from Branchiostoma floridae (Florida lancelet), 1776 nucleotides. RefSeq lists its product as uncharacterized. NCBI's taxonomy places the organism in Eukaryota, Metazoa, Chordata, Leptocardii, Amphioxiformes, Branchiostomatidae. The transcript is spliced from 2 exons. The record is from RefSeq and is a predicted model, not a curated record. The coding region runs from base 67 to 1347 and encodes 426 amino acids.